This is a messenger RNA of Vitrella brassicaformis, 2197 nucleotides long. The record is from the annotation of a GenBank genome assembly. NCBI's taxonomy places the organism in Eukaryota, Vitrellaceae.
UGAUAAUUGACCGAUAUGAUGCGUCGGUUGUGGGUGGCCCUUUUCCUCCUUGCACCCGCUGCCUUCGGAGCAAUCGAAUUCCUUCUCACUGACAAACAGAACCUUGAACAGAACGAGAGCGGUAAGCCACUCAGUGCUCUCUGUUGACAACGCCCUUCUUGAGCCUUGUCCUUCCCAGCUGACCAUGAGGUCUGUAUCAUCGGCGCGGGACCCAGCGGCGUUGGUGCGGCUCACCACCUUGUGCAGAAAGGCUACUCCAACAUCCUACUGCUGGAAAAACUGGACAGAAUCGGCGGCAAGUGCAGGGAUAUCGAGCGAGCGGACAAUGCCAACGGCGAAUUCGUCAACCGCACCUACAACCUCGGUGCCAUCCUCAUGCUUCGGGACUACAAAGAGGUCCCUGAGCUCGCCGACAUCUACGGUCGCACCUUCGAACUGUUCGCUCUCGGGGUGCCGCAAUCUUUCUUCACCGACUUCAACGCCAAGAAGCUGUUCACCCCUUCUCUUCCGCUCACCAACAUCGGCAGCCUCCUCGAGCUCAACAGCAUCGAGGACCUGCAGGAGAUCAUUGUGGGCGUCACCAGCAUAUUGGCGUAUGUGGACAUCUGGAAAGGUUACGUCGCCAUUGAUGAGGAGACCGGCGAGCCGGAUCCAAAGCGACCUCUCGCCUACGAGCCCACUCUUACAUCCAUCGACUUCGACCGCUACCCAGAGCUUGCGGAUCCGGCCAACAAGUUCAUCGCAGACCGCUUCACGGAGCGCGGCCUCGGUCCGGAGCACAUCGAGUUCUUCCGGAAUGCCCUCUUCGUGGUGGAGGACACCGGCUAUCUUUCUGCCGAUUUCACUCCGAUGGCGUACUGGUUGAGGGGUCUGACGCCGACUUUCAUAUUUGAGGGUUUGACCGGCACUUUUCAAAGACUAGUGGGAGGCUGUACAUCGCUGCUGAAGGCCAUAGUGGACACGCUGUCUGCCAAGGGAAAGCUAGAGGUCAUGCUCAGUGCGGAAAUUGUGAACACUGUGCGGGAGUCCGAUCAGCCGUCGCUAAUCCAGCUGUCCGACGGCACUGAAAGGACGUGCGACCGGAUUAUCGUGGCAUUUCCUCAGAUCACGGCUGACAUGAAAUUCCUCAGCCUGGACGAGGAGGAGAACGAUGUCUUCGGGAAGGUGUACCACGCCCCGUAUGUCUCCACACUUGUGGACUUAUCAUACGAGCACAUGCCCAAUCCGAAGACCUCCAGGCUAUUGGGCAAUCUCGAUACGUCUGUCCAGCCUCCCGCUCUUCGAUCAGUUGUCGGUGCAGGCCACCCAGCGUUGAUCGUCGCGAUUUACGGUGCAGACCCAGGAGCCGGCCUCAUUGUCUACCAGAGUUACGAUCGGCAGCAGCACCCCUUCAACGACACGCUGAAGCAGGACAGCGCGCAGAUCAUGACGGAGAUCUUCUUCAACGGGGAUUCGAAAGAGUACGAGGCCAACCUGACCGAAGUCAACUUCUGGACCUAUGUGAGUUGUCAAGGGAGAGCGACCGCAUCACUUGUCCAUACUUUGUGUGCUUCCUGCGUGCAGUUUCCCCACGUGAGUGGCGAAGAGCUCCGGGCGGGCUUUUACCAGCGGCUGGAGGCGCUGCAGGGGAACAAGAAGACCUACUGGACAGGCGGGCUGCUCAAGUUCGACAUCGUCGAUGCUGCCAUGGUCUACAGCCGAUAUCUGGUUGAGACCUACUUCUGACUUUGCAGAACACCGCUCGCCGCUCGCCCGCAGCCAAGGGAUGUCAAGCAGCAGCUACCGGUCACUGGCCGUCUCUGUGGCGGGGACACAGUAUAGGAGAUGAAUGAAUGGGGACGGGGACGGGGCUGCUGAUGGUCUGCGGCUGGUCGGUUGGUUCAGGUUCAUGUGGCUGGCUGCUGAGAGAGGGCCCGUUGUCUGCCUGCGUGUGUGCAUGUGUGUCUGGAUGUAUGGCCCCGCUGACUUGCACAGUGACUGAUAGCUGGGUGGGUGAGGUCAGGCGGGGCAUGCGGCGGUGCGGGCAGUACUAUGACGUGGAGCUGCCCAUCCCUGAUGACGACGAUGAGGCACGCCCGGAUGGGGGCAGGGGAGUCAGACAGAGUAAUUGACUAGCCAGUGAAUGACCCGAAAGAGAUGGCUGUAGGUGUGUGUGUACAUGUGAAUGUAUUACAAUCGCACCUAUACAUAUUUCGAG